GGUUUAUAAAGAACCCUUCAUUUUGAGAGAAAUCAAAUCAAUGCCAAGAAGCAUCGAGAAGCAUCCAUGAGAAUGGACCUACAUUUUCUUCUUCCCUUUUGAAUGCACAAUCUUACUAGCUAAAGUUUAUCUAAAAAAUCCCCCUUUUUGGACCACACUGCAAAACCAAACUCUCCUUCUCAUUUCCCAUGCCAAAGAUCCGACCUGGAAAACGAGACAUGCUCGCUUACACCAUUAGAGGCACCAACAAAGUUGUCAGAGUUGGGGACUGUGUGUUGAUGCGGCCAUCAGAAAAUGAUACAGCUCCAUAUGUAGCACGUGUAGAGAAAAUUGAAGCGGAUAACCACAACAAUAUAAACGUGCAUGUUAGAUGGUAUUACCGGCCAGAGGAGUCAUUGGGAGGACGGAGACAGUUUCAUGGAUCAAAGGAGCUGUUCUUGUCAGACCACUGUGAUAUUCAAAGUGCCCACACUAUAGAAGGGAAGUGCAUUGUUCAUUCAUUCAAGAACUAUACUAAGCUUGAGAAUGUUGGUCCGGAGGAUUACUACUGUCGGUUUGAGUACAAAGCGACUACUGGAGCUUUUGUUCCAGAUCGUGUUGCAGUGUAUUGCAAAUGUGAGAUGCCAUAUAACCCAGAUGAUUUAAUGGUACAAUGUGAGGAGUGCAAGGACUGGUAUCAUCCGGCCUGUGUGGGCAUGACUACUGAACAAACUAAACAAUUGGCUGACUUUGUUUGUUCCGAUUGCUCAUCUGAAGUGAAGAAGUCUCUUAAUACUAAUGCUGCAUUCCCUCUGUCUAAUGGCAAGGUUGAGGCAAAGCGCCAGAAGAGGUAGGCGGAGCUCUGGUAAAGAUGGAUGAAGCUAGGUUUUAUCAUGUUUAGGAUGCUCAUCAGGAUUUUGUAUAGUGCAAUGAACUGGAACUAACACCGGUUCUUUGCAUAGAUUAGCUGCUGUCUGUUGUGUCCUUUUAUAAGUAGUUCUUGUAUGUACUAGUAUUAGCAGAUGAUGACGGUCUUUUGGAAUUUGAAUCGCAAAACUAGUGUAAAUUUAUUGAUAUGUCAUCUUCUGAGUUUAUACAC
This is a messenger RNA of Solanum dulcamara, 1078 nucleotides long. RefSeq names its product chromatin remodeling protein EBS-like. The record is from RefSeq and is a predicted model, not a curated record. Bases 189 to 833 code for a protein of 214 amino acids. Gene Ontology annotation, molecular function: chromatin binding. The transcript is spliced from 5 exons. Lineage: Eukaryota; Viridiplantae; Streptophyta; Magnoliopsida; Solanales; Solanaceae.